This is a messenger RNA of Penicillium digitatum Pd1, 1146 nucleotides long. RefSeq names its product UbiD family decarboxylase. NCBI's taxonomy places the organism in Eukaryota, Fungi, Ascomycota, Eurotiomycetes, Eurotiales, Aspergillaceae. The record is from RefSeq and is a predicted model, not a curated record.
AUGUCGAGUCAAGGUGGUGGUUCAACACAUGACUUGAUCGUCGAGUCAUGGAUCAUGUACGGCGUGGGCAUAUUAUUCUUCAUUUUGCGACUUUAUGCUCGGUACAAGCGUAUGAAGUUCCACUUUCAGGUUGAGGAUUAUAUGAUGUUUUUGGCCAUUAUCUUCUACACUGCGUUUGUAGUCACGAAUAUCGAGAUCACCAAUUACGGGAGCACCUUGUACGAACCAGGUCAAUUCGAGACUUUCACUGCCUAUGACAUCCAACAACGGGUCUUGGGCUCGAAAAUUGAAUUUGCGUCGGAAAAUUGUCAAGUGUGUACCGUCUAUUGUCUGAAGGCCUGCAUGCUGUUGGUAUAUUUUCGAAUUACAUCUAACCUCAAGCAACAUCAAUGGGUCAAGUUAUGCGCUGUAUAUACCGCCCUUGGAUGGCUGGCCACCGAGUUGACCUUGUUUUUGAACUGCCACCCUGUAUCCGGAUACUGGACCUUGCCGCCGCCUCAGCGCCAAUGCGCUACUUACCUCAACUUCGAGAUUGUACAGGCAGUCUUCAACAUCAGCUCGGAUGUCACGAUUCUCUUGGUGGUUCUACCCCUUCUGUUCCGAGCACGUAUGCCAUGGCGGACUAAGCUUCCAAUCGUGGUGGUUUUUUCAAUGGGCAUUGUGGUAAUUCUCUGCGCUAUUAUUUCCAAAAUUUUCACCUUCCGCAGCAUUUUCAACACGAGCUACCAAUUCUGGUACCUGCGUGAAGCUUCCAUCGGCGUCUGGGUAACCAAUGCCCCCUCCGUGUGGUCCUUGGCCCGCUCGACCAUCACCUUCCUAAAGUCAACCUCCAGCCCCACAAAAUCCACGCCCGGGUAUAAUUCAAGUGCGCCUGGAAUAUCUGCCAGUCGGGCCCGGACCGGUACCGAAACUCCAUCAUCUCAUGCACUCAGUAGAAUGUAUGACAUGGAACAUCACAGCGGAAGCGAAGAGGCUAUAAUUGAGAUGGAUGAAAGGAAUAAGGCUCUAUAUACAUCAGCCGAGUCAAUUGACGACAGUGCACCGUCAGCCUCAGAUUGGAGCGGACCAACACAUGAAAACGGCUCUGCCGGGGAGCAGGAAGGCCAUAUCUGGAAGACGACCGAGAUUACUAUCCAGAAGAGCUAG